Fusarium venenatum is the source of this 1215-nucleotide messenger RNA. The record is from RefSeq and is a predicted model, not a curated record. NCBI's taxonomy places the organism in Eukaryota, Fungi, Ascomycota, Sordariomycetes, Hypocreales, Nectriaceae.
AUGAGAUUACUUGCGUCUCUGUUGUGGCUUUUGGCUGUUUUUCAGAUUGGCGUAUGGGCUGCAACACCCCCGACAGAGCCUCCCGCAUGUGGUGCAAAAUGCAUUCAGCAAGAAGCCAUGAAAUCGCCAUGCGGUCUUAACGCAACUUGCAUCUGCACAAACGUCGAACUUAAUGAGAAGAUAUCCCUUUGUGUUCACGAAAACUGUUCCGUGAGGGAAAGCCUCUGCCUCUUGGGUUUCAUUCUCAGAGUCAUGGCCAGGGUAGUUGUUGGAACACAAACGUGGGGAGCUGACGACUGGGUCAUGCUACUCGCUGUGGCCAUGAUGAUACCCCUUAAUGGACUUUCCGUCCAAAUAUCUCGAGUUGGACUUGGCAAAGAUAUAUGGAAUGUUGAGCCCGACGAUAUUACCGACUUUCUUUACUUGUUUUAUUGGGAUUCCCUACUAUACCUUGGGGUUCUGCCUGUGACCAAGAUAUCUAUUCUUAUCUUCUACCUCAAGGUAUUCCCAGGUCGAAUGAUCCGCAUGACCUGCUAUAUCUUCAUUGGUCUCAAUGUCGCCUACUUUAUCGCCUUUGAGCUCGUUUCGAUUUUCCAGUGUACUCCAAUUGAAGGUGCUUGGAGGGCAUGGGACAAAGAAUUCCCUGCAAAGUGCAACGACAUCAACAUGCAAGGUUGGAUGGCUGCAAUCAUAAACAUCUUUUUGGACGUGGGCACCAUGGUUAUCCCACUAAAAGAGCUUUACAGGCUAUCAAUGUCCACCAAGAAAAAGAUUCAACUCAUGUCGAUGUUCAGCAUUGGAAUCUUUGUGACGGUCGUUAGUGCUGUUCGUCUUCAGUCCCUGGCAAGCUAUGCUACCACAGACAAUGUGACUCAGGAUUAUGUGGAAAUUGGCUAUUGGAGCACGAUAGAAGUUCCCGUGGGCAUCAUAUGCGCCUGUAUGCCCGCCAUUCGUUCACUUUUUGGUACACUCUUUCCCCGGGUAUUUGGAACGACAAACAAGAGCAAAGAUGCGUACGCCAACAUUUCGUACAACUCUGGGCACUUAUCGAAGUCUCACAAGCAUGAUUUCAAGGGUAUAGCAACCCUGGACACCCGCGUCGAGGCGGACCUUUCUGCGUUCUCGCGGCAUAACGACGAUUCGUCGAUAAUGGAACUAACUGAUGUAGGCCGGGAGAUGGGGAAAAGACCUGCAGUUCCAUCAGAGCCAGUGUAG